CAUAGAUGGUACCACGCUAUAAACCACGGUGGUACCCAUGGUGGUACCUAACAUAGAGAUAUGCGUUUGAUUAAGUAUUUACCUAACAGUUGUUAUAAUUGUCAUUAUUGACGUAUUUUUUAUAAAAAUAUUUAAUUAUUUUUGUAAACCAUGUAUAUCAUAAAUAUUUAACUGAUUUUAGUUUAUUUUGAUACUUAUAAUUUAUUUUUAAUUAUUUAUUAAUAAAAAUAUGGCAAAUGCGAAAUCUAUGAGAAGUGUGAAAUCUCUGUCCAUACGGUCGAUUAGGUCAUCGGGAGUGGAGAAAGCGUUUCGGGAAGAAAAAAAAGGAAAUGGCGAUAUACACAGCUUCGACAAAAUUUUAAUCAUGGCCUGCAAGAAAUUCGAUUGCCCUUACAUAGUAAAUGUGCCUAAGCAGGUUAAACCAGAUUACCUCAAGAAUUUCAAACAAGCAAAUAUAAAACUUAGAUCUAAGCGGAUAAGUGUAUUGUCAGAGCACUUACCCGUGCCUAACGAAUCUGAUAUAAAAAUUGAACGAAAGAGUUCUUCUCGAUCUUCUAUUAAAACUGAAUAUAUUUCUAUCGAACCGCUUCCUAUUAUUACCGUAACUAUGGUGUAUGACAACUACAAUACUCUAACAGAAAUUCUCAUUACAAAAAUGAAGGAUGUACCAAGAUCGUUGCUGAGGAUAUUCCAUCUAUUAUUACCUUACUAUCGAAACUUGGUACGGAUAACUAUUAGUAAAUGUGAGAUAAAUAUGUACACGAUAUAUAAGUUGGGCAAAAUACUUGAAACCUCCACGAUUACUGAGGUAUGCCUUGAUGACUCACCAGUGGCAGGAGCCAACUAUGCAAUGCUAUUAGAAACCACGAAGCUCAGGUAUCUCUCUCUAUGCAGAUGUAAUAUAGGGGUCGAAGCAUGCAAAUCAAUAGCUGCAAAGUUGCACUACGCGGCUUCUGCUCAGAAUUUAUUACUUUUAAAUCUAUCUUCAAACCGCAUAACAGAUGAAGGGGCAAAACAUAUAAGUAACGCUUUGAGAAAUAAUAGACAUUUGCGGUAUUUAAAUCUCGCCGACAACCACAUCACUGACUGCGGUGCUGGUCAAAUUUUAGACAUUUUAAUUGAAUUCCCUCUGACUUCUGACGAAAUAAUAAUCAUGCGGCGGAGGCGUUUGGAAUAUUGGAAACGUAGAAAUGAUAUUUAUGCCAAAUGUUUAGCUCAGCUCUGUCAUAAAAAAGUAAAUGACGUCAGUCAACUUCGCAAGAAAUCGCCAAGAAGAAAAAUAUCUUCGACAAGUCUUAAAAACAAAUCAAGUGUAAGAAAAGAGAAAGACGCAGAUGAUGACUACAUAAAAACAAAAGCUGAGAUGCUUACAACAGAAGUUGUAGGUCCUUUCGAAGAUCCUUUUCGUUCAGAAACAAUUAAGCAUAUUGACGGACACGUUUACAGUAUUGGAAAUAUGACACUGUCUUAUCUAAAUUUAGCUUACAAUAACUUAUCGUAUUUGAGCGUCAGAAAAUUACAGAAUGUGAUAAAAUAUCAAAAUAACUACAAAAGUAGUGGAGGUCUCAUAAAAGUUGUGAUUGAAGGGAACAAAUUGCCAAUUUCUUGUCCAGAACUGACUAAUGUAGAUGAGAUGAUGGCAAGAAAUAGUCUUAAAAUAAAUCGUGUUGAAAAACAGUAAGAAAUAAAAAUAAAAUAAUCGCUCUUGCUGGAAACAUUUUAUUUUU
Messenger RNA from Maniola jurtina (meadow brown), 1727 nucleotides. RefSeq lists its product as uncharacterized. The transcript is spliced from 2 exons. Bases 230 to 1681 code for a protein of 483 amino acids. NCBI's taxonomy places the organism in Eukaryota, Metazoa, Arthropoda, Insecta, Lepidoptera, Nymphalidae. Gene Ontology annotation, molecular function: protein binding. The record is from RefSeq and is a predicted model, not a curated record.